AUGUUUUAUGCACAUUUUGUAUUGGCCAAAAAGGGCCCGUUGGCCAGGAUUUGGUUGGCGGCUCAUUGGGACAAAAAAUUAACUAAAGCACAUGUUUUUGAAACAAAUAUUGAAAAAUCCGUCGAUGGAAUUUUGCAGCCAAAAGUUAAAAUGGCUUUGAGAACAUCAGGACAUCUUCUGCUGGGAGUAGUAAGAAUCUACUCCCGCAAAGCCAAGUACUUGUUGGCAGAUUGUAAUGAGGCAUUUGUUAAAAUAAAAAUGGCCUUUAGACCAGGUAUGGUCGAUUUACCAGAAGAACACCGAGAGGCUGCAGUGACAGCUAUUACAUUGCCAGAAGUGUUCCACGACUUUGAUACGGCGAUGCCGGAGCUGAAGGACGUUGACAUUGAAGCGCAGUUCAGUUUGAACCAGUCCCGCGUUGAAGAAAUUACGAUGCGAGAAGACUACGGCAACUUGUCCCUGGUAACGCACGACCAGGGCUUUGGAGACAUGAGUUUCGACGCGGAUCCCCCAGAACUUCUGAGACACGGCUCGACGAUGGAAGCUCAGUUGGACCAGAGUCAUAUGUUGUUCAGCGACGGACCCAGUAUCGAGGCAGCGCUUGAACCCAAAGAAAAAGAACCCAUUGCCGGUACUUCCACGGCACAGCCGAUGGAUAUUGAUACUCCUAUUCGGGAUGAUGGGUUCGGAGGCCAUUUGGGCCAGGAUAUCAUUUCAGGAGGACUGUUUGAAGGCGGCUUGUUUGAUGAAGCGCCCAUGGGGGAAGUUCCAGUGCCUGAAGUUAGUAAUAUGACUGAUCAGCAAGACUCCGUGGCUGCUGUACCGGGUGCUCCUUCGGUACACGAUGACUCUGAUGACAUGGGUGAUCAUUUUGGUGGUGCUCCCUCGCCUAUGGGUGGAAUGAGUUCCGAUGGAUCGCGUCCUACGACUCCUGUUACUCAGGUUGAUGGAAUCGCAGGCAGGGCAAGUGUUGCUAGUCGACGAUUUACACCUGUACCUCCAACGAUUCCCGAAGAAGCAGCAGUUGAUGCUAUCGAACAAGCACCAAGACAUCUCGAACAAACGACGUUACUUCACGACGAAGAAGAGAGCUUUGCUUUGGCACCAGUUGACGCAUCAGCUCUAAAAGGUUUCACCAAAGCUAAACGCAAGCGUAAACUUAUCGUCGACGAAGUCAAAAAUAUAUCCGGAGAAGAAAUGAAAGCACAAUUGUCAGAUACCAGCGAUAUCGUGACAACAUUAGAUCUCGCGCCACCUACGAAAAGACUUAUGCAUUGGAAGGAAACUGGAGGCGUUGAAAAAUUAUUUGCUCUUCCUGCAAGACCGAUCCCAGCCCGAGUACUGUUCAAAAAUUACCAGCGACACUUGACGAGCAAGUCGUACGACCACGAGGACUUUGGAAGAAUGGCUGGCGAUGACGACAGCCUUUCGCUGGAGCAGAUGCGAGACGGUGAUGUUGACCCAGCUUCUUUUGACCAGAGUUCCAUUGGAAAGCGGCUGAGCCGCAAACGUAAAGCUCCAGCGGACGAGGAACCUCUUGUGCAGCCGAUGAGAACGCCGGGACCACCUCCUCCAGUGCCGAUGGAGGAAACGCCGAUGGAGACUGUCGAGCCGACACGAUUGUCCGCUCCACCACCGGUCAUUCCACCUCCCGCUCAAUCUCCAGCGCAGUCCGAGGUGUCUUUACCUGCAGAGCCUUCUAUUCCUCUCAUAGAACCCUCUAUGGAGGCUACGGAGAUGCCCCAGAUUCCUCCCGCGGAUGUUAGUUCGCUGCUAGGAGAAGAACCGCUUCAGCCCGCUGACUCCAUGAUGGAGAACAUGGGCUAUGACCAAGCGCAACCUCAGGUGUCUUACAUGGGCUUCGAUGAAAAUCAACCGCCUGUAAAUACACCUGGUGCUGCUCAUAUGUACCAAGUUAUUAAAAAUAAAUUAGAUGGUAAAGAUAGAUUAACCUUAGGAGAGAUGUCAUAUAAAAAUUCACGUAAACAGGCUGCACAGAAAUUUUAUACUUUGUUAGUUUUGAAAAAAUUCCAAGUAUUAGAACUGAAUCAAGAGUACUCUUACGCAGAAAUCUUGGUUACCAAAGGCCCAAAAUGGGAAAACCCAUCGUUAUAA
Molecule: messenger RNA, 2115 nt
Organism: Cotesia congregata
Lineage: Eukaryota; Metazoa; Arthropoda; Insecta; Hymenoptera; Braconidae
Source: the annotation of a GenBank genome assembly